AUGUUGAAAAACGAUACCGUUUUCACUAAAGAUAUUUCUUGUACGGCGAUAACUGGUAAAGAUGCCUGGAAUCGACCAACACCACAACCAAUCACUAUAUCAUUAUCUUUCAGUACUGAUUUCCAGAAGGCAUCGGAAUUGGAUAAUUUGAAAUGCUCAAUUAAUUAUGCUGUUAUUACCAGAAAUGUAACUGAAUUUAUGAAAUCAAAUGAGCAUUUAAAUUUCAAGUCAUUAGGAAAUAUUGCUCAAGCAAUUAGUGAUAUUGGAUUAGAUCAAUCUAGAGGUGGUGGAUCUAUUGUGGAUGUGACGAUAAAAAGUUUGAAAUCAGAAAUAAGAGCUGAAAGUGUCGAAUAUAAAAUUAAUAGAAACACUUUGGGUCAACCCGUUCCAUUAGAUAUUUUCCAAGUUAAUAAAUUGAGAUUAUUGACAAUUAUUGGGGUUUUCACAUUUGAAAGAUUACAAAAACAAAUAGUUGAUGUUGAUUUACAAUUUAAAAUUGCACCUAAUUCCAAUUUAUAUUUCCAUCAAAUAAUUGCUGAUAUUGUUUCAUACGUGGAAUCAUCUAAUUUCAAAACUGUAGAAGCAUUGGUGUCUAAGAUUGGUCAAUUGACAUUUCAGAAAUAUGACGGAGUAGCUGAAGUUGUUGCUACUGUCACUAAACCGAAUGCAUUCAGUCAUGUUGAAGGUGUUGGGGUAUCAUCUACCAUGGUCAAAGACAAUUUCAAAGAUAUGGAACCAGUUAAAUUUGAAAACACAAUUGCUCAAACUAAUAGAGCAUUCAAUUUACCUGUUGAAAAUGAGAAAACUGAGGAUUAUACCGGGUACCACACUGCAUUUAUUGCCUUUGGAUCCAAUACUGGAAAUCAAGUAGAAAAUAUUACCAAUUCAUUCGAAUUGUUGCAAAAAUAUGGAAUCACCAUAGAAGCAACUUCAUCAUUGUACAUUUCUAAACCAAUGUAUUACUUGGAUCAACCAGAUUUUUUCAAUGGGGUAAUUAAAGUGAAUUUCCAAAACAUUUCACCUUUCCAGUUGUUGAAAAUUCUAAAAGAUAUUGAAUAUAAACAUUUAGAAAGGAAAAAAGACUUUGAUAAUGGGCCCAGAUCAAUAGAUUUGGAUAUUAUACUAUAUGACGAUUUACAAUUAAAUACCGAGAAUCUAAUUAUUCCACAUAAAUCAAUGUUAGAAAGAACAUUUGUAUUACAACCAUUAUGUGAAGUAUUACCCCCUGAUUAUAUUCAUCCCAUCAGUGCAGAAAGUUUGCAUAGCCAUUUACAACAAUUAAUAAAUGAUAAACCUCAAGAGACAGUACAAGAAUCGUCUGAUUUAUUACAAUUUAUCCCAGUCUCUAGAUUACCUGUCAAAGAUAAUAUUUUGAAAUUUGAUCAAAUUAAUCAUAAAUCUCCUACUUUGAUUAUGGGUAUAUUGAAUAUGACUCCUGAUUCAUUUAGUGAUGGUGGGAAACAUUUUGGAAAAGAACUAGAUAAUAUUGUGAAGCAGGCAGAGAAAUUAGUCAGUGAGGGUGCUACGAUUAUUGACAUUGGAGGAGUUUCCACACGACCAGGAAGUGUUGAACCCACUGAGGAAGAAGAAUUGGAACGUGUGAUUCCAUUAAUUAGAGCCAUUCGUCAAUCACUGAACCCUGAUUUACUGAAGGUGUUGAUUUCGGUUGAUACUUAUCGUAGUAACGUUGCUGAACAAAGUUUACUUGUGGGUGCUGACAUAAUCAACGAUAUCUCAAUGGGCAAAUAUGAUGAAAAAAUAUUUGAUGUGGCUGCCAAAUAUGGAUGUCCUUAUAUCAUGAAUCAUACUCGAGGAUCACCUAAAACCAUGUCUAAAUUGACCAAUUAUGAAUCAAAUACAAAUGAUGAUAUUAUCGAAUAUAUAAUUGAUCCUAAAUUAGGACAUCAAGAAUUGGAUUUGUCACCUGAAAUCAAGAAUUUACUCAAUGGAAUCAGUCGUGAAUUGAGUUUACAAAUGUUUAAAGCCAUGGCUAAAGGAGUGAAAAAAUGGCAAAUUAUUUUGGAUCCAGGUAUUGGAUUUGCUAAAAAUUUGAAUCAAAAUUUAGCAGUUAUUCGUAAUGCCUCGUUUUUUAAAAAAUAUUCUAUUCAAAUUAAUGAACGUGUUGAUGAUGUAACAAUCAAACAUAAAUAUUUAAGUUUUAAUGGUGCUUGUGUUUUGGUGGGGACAUCAAGAAAGAAGUUUUUGGGGACAUUAACUGGUAAUGACGUGCCUCUGGAUCGAGUAUUUGGCACUGGUGCAACAGUGUCUGCGUGUAUUGAACAAAACACUGAUAUUGUAAGAGUUCAUGAUGUUAAAGAAAUGAAAGAUGUAGUAUGUAUAAGUGAUGCAAUUUAUAAAAAUGUAUAA
Candida albicans SC5314 is the source of this 2367-nucleotide messenger RNA. It is a transcript of the gene FOL1, whose product is annotated as trifunctional dihydropteroate synthetase/dihydrohydroxymethylpterin pyrophosphokinase/dihydroneopterin aldolase. Gene Ontology annotation, cellular component: mitochondrial envelope. Lineage: Eukaryota; Fungi; Ascomycota; Pichiomycetes; Serinales; Debaryomycetaceae. Gene Ontology annotation, molecular function: dihydropteroate synthase activity; dihydroneopterin aldolase activity; 2-amino-4-hydroxy-6-hydroxymethyldihydropteridine diphosphokinase activity. The coding region runs from base 1 to 2367 and encodes 788 amino acids. The record is from RefSeq and is a predicted model, not a curated record. The transcript has a single exon. Gene Ontology annotation, biological process: tetrahydrofolate biosynthetic process.